Humulus lupulus (European hop) is the source of this 1398-nucleotide messenger RNA. Its product is annotated as tobamovirus multiplication protein 1. The transcript has 11 exons. Gene Ontology annotation, cellular component: plant-type vacuole membrane. The record is from RefSeq and is a predicted model, not a curated record. NCBI's taxonomy places the organism in Eukaryota, Viridiplantae, Streptophyta, Magnoliopsida, Rosales, Cannabaceae. The coding region runs from base 236 to 1093 and encodes 285 amino acids.
GUGAGAAUGACCGAAGAAAACAAUAAGCCCAAUCUCAUCCAGAAAGGCCCAUCAUUUCUCUUUCUCUCUCCACUCUCUGGACCGUCUGGUAGAGCUACACACACUCACUCUCUCUCUCUCUCUCUCGUCUCUCUGAGAGAGGAGUCGUGCUUUGAUUGAGGUGUUUGGGUGAGUGUACUUUCUCGAUUUCUCUAGAAUUUUGGUCAGCUUCUGCUUUGAAGCUGUAGCCGUAAAAAUGAGGGGAAUGGUACUGAGCUUGACGACGCCUAUGGAGGCUAUCAAUUGGUGGGAUGAGAUCAAUGAAUCGGCUAUGUGGCAAGACGGCAUCUUCUACUUUCUCUGCGCUGCUUAUGCUCUAGUUUCCACCGUUGCUCUGGUUCAAUUAAUAAGGAUUGAAUUGAGAGUGCCUGAAUAUGGUUGGACAACCCAGAAGGUUUUCCAUCUUAUGAAUUUCAUUGUUAAUGGAGUACGUGCAAUUGUGUUUGGAUUUCACAAGCAAGUAUUUAUUUUGCAUCCAAAGGUGCUAACGUUGGUAAUAUUGGAUCUUCCGGGACUGCUCUUCUUCACUACUUACACACUUCUUGUCUUGUUUUGGGCAGAGAUAUAUCACCAGGCAAGAAGUUUACCAACAGAUAAGCUCAGGAUUUGUUACAUUGCAAUCAAUUGUGUGAUGUAUGUUAUACAGGUGGGCAUCUGGAUAUACGUUUGGAUUAAUGAUAACAGUACUGUGGAAUUUGUGGGAAAGGUUUUUAUUGCAGUUAUAUCAUUUUUAGCUGCAUUAGGCUUCUUGCUUUAUGGAGGAAGAUUAUUUUUUAUGUUAAGACGCUUCCCCAUAGAAUCCAAAGGGAGAAGAAAGAAGCUUCAUGAGGUCGGAUUUGUCACAGCCAUAUGUUUCACCUGCUUCCUCAUAAGAUGCUUUGUGGUUGUACUGUCUGCCUUUGAUGCUGAUGCUUCACUUGAUGUUUUGGAUCAUCCAGUUUUGAAUUUGAUCUACUACUUGCUGGUUGAGAUCUUCCCUUCAGCUUUUGUCCUUUUCAUCUUGCGUAAAUUGCCCCCAAAGAGAGUGUCGGCCCAGUAUCACUCAAUCCAGUAGGCAAGUGUAUCUACUACUACUGUUCUGAACCUUAUUCUUGCUCCCCCUAAUAUCAUUUUUUUUGGUGUGGGAGUUGAAAGCUUUUAAGAGAAGCAAUAGACAGGUAGAGAAAUGAGGUGUUGUAUUUUGGUAUGACUCGCGUUGCCAGAAAAGUUUUCUGAGAAGUUUAAUUCACAGCUAUAUGCAGCUUGAGAGAGACAUAUUUGUUGAUUUGAUUCCAUUAUAGAUUAUAUCGACUGUAAGCAGUGUAUUGUUGAACGUGUAACAAAAUGAAAUUUUCCUGUAAACCAGAUGACUUUUCUGUC